AUGGCCGCGGCGGUGGUAUAUAUAUGGCUGGGCGCGGCGAGCACCCUGGCGCCGUCGGGCAGGCCGCAAGGCCCUACGUCGGUUGUUGCUCCUUCCCGCAGUGUCGCACCCCUUCACGCGUGGCGCCAGCCGCCCCCGCGCCCCCAGGGCUCGGCGCGCGCUUCGCGGACCCGUCUCGCCGCCCACGACGAGGCCCCGCCUCCCCCGCCCACAAGGAGACCAUCGCCCCCGCCCACAACCGCGGCCCCUCCGACGACGCCGGCGCCUCGUCAGGGGAGUGAGCUCUUCCCCGAAGCCGCGCCUCCGACGGAGGACUCUUCGACUCGCUGCCCUUCCCCGCCCCUCCUCGGCGCCCACCGUCCCCCUCUGCCCCCUCCCCCCCCGCCGGCGCGCCCUCCCCCACCACGCCCUACGACAAGUGCUCGCACCCCUUCCACGCGUGGCUCUGCCAGAAGGCCCGCCGCCCCGCCACGCCCGCGCCCCGCACCGGCAGCGAGCUCUUCCCUGAGGCUUCCUUCCCCGACGGGGCGGAGGCUCUGCCAGACCCAGCUCCCCGCCGCCCACGACGCCGCCCCCGCCCUCCCCGCCCUCCCCCGCCCGUACGGCCGCGCCGCCGCCCAAAGCCUACGACAAGUGCUCACACCCGUUCCACGCGUGGCUGUGCCGGGCGGCGCCCGUCCAGGCCCCGCGCCCCCCGCCCCCUCCGCCUCCCACCACGCCGGCUCCUGCGGGCGCUGGAGUCUUCCCCGAGGCGUCCCAACACGGCCCCGGAGGCCUCGCAGCCCCUUCCCCAGGAGCAGGCCCUGCCCCUCCCGCUGCCCCCUCCCCUCCGCCCACGACGCCCCUCCCAGCACGACCCCGUACGACAAGUGCUCGCACCGUUCCACUCGUGGCAGUGCCGCUCCCCGCCCCGCCCCCGCCCACGUCGCCCCGCCCUGCCCCUCGUGGGAGGGAGCUGACCCGUGCACCCACGCCUUCCACUCGUGGCUCUGCCGCAGCCCGCGCCCUCGCCCCCGGCCCACGCCUCCUCCCCUUCCUCCUUCCCCGCCUCCUCCGCCGCCCACGACCCCGCCAGCGCCUCAGGCUGGAAUCCUGGACCCCGACGCCUCCUUCCGUGCGCCGGACUCGAUCUUGUUCCCCGACAACUCUCUCACGACCACCACCACGAGAGCUCCUCCUCCCCCCUCCUCUCCUCCCACGACGACGCCCGCACCUCCUCCCAGGACCACUCCUGCCCCUCCCCCCCCUGCCAGCGGCGCGGAUCCCUCUCCCGCCGCUGGAAGCCUCUUGGACGCAGAGCCUCAGCGCCCCAGGACUCCCCAGGAGCCGGAGGACCCCCAGCCCGAGCCCGAGCCGACCCGCGACGACAUCUGCAGCCACCCCUUCCACAGCUUCCUGUGCCAGAAGCCCAAGCGGCGUCAGUCCGCUCCCACUGCACGCCCUCGCCCUGCGCCCACGACUCCUACCCCGCCCGCCGAGGAGCCUGCAGCGUCCUUCCUCGCCCCCGAGACGCAGAAGGAUCCCCCGGGCGGCCGAGGAGACUUCCCGGACGCCCAGGCUGCUCCAGCGCCGGCGCCGCCCCCGAAGAGUGACAAGUGCAGUCACCCCUUCCACGCCUGGCAGUGUCGUCCGGCGCCCGGACGCUCGAGGAGCCAGGGGGCGCUGCCCAGCAUUCAGAACCUGCCCCUCGAGGCCCACGGCGGCAAAGAUGCCCCUCGAGGCCGAGGCGAUUCCUUCGGGGUCGGCUUCCGGGGCCCGACGCCCGCUCCGAAGGGCCAGUCCACGUCCAGCAACUUCAAAGUAUUCAACAGAGAAAAACCAGCCUCUGGCUUAGCAAGGACGGUGCCAACAGCAACAGACAUUCCAACAGUUCCAACAGUGCCAACCGUACCAACAGUACCUACGGUACCGACAGUACCAACAGUCCCUAACCGGAUACAGAACAGCCCCUUUAACUUCGGAGCUGCGUCGGCUCCCUCUGCUGUGUACGCGCCCUUCAACAGGGUCGCUGACCACCACUUCGUCGGCCAAGGGUCCCCCAGAGGUCAGAGCUCUGGCCUCGCGUCCUUCGCGCCGCUCUCUGAUGACCGUCGGGCGGCGCCUCCGCGACUUCUGCCCAUUGUGCCUUCUGGCGGCCUGCUCACCUUCGUCAGGGGCGGCGCCCUCGUGGCCUCGGGCUCCUCCCCUAGCCGCCUCACGCUGGCUCUCCCAGGGGGUCACGCUCGGCUCCUGCACACAGGCCAUGCUCGCUCGUAG
This is a messenger RNA of Penaeus vannamei (Pacific white shrimp), 2256 nucleotides long. Lineage: Eukaryota; Metazoa; Arthropoda; Malacostraca; Decapoda; Penaeidae. The record is from RefSeq and is a predicted model, not a curated record.